AUGGAAAUUGGAAAAGCGUUUUGCGUGGUCGCUGACCCUCUCUCUUCUCCCCAGAUCGCGUUCUACGAGGACCGGGACUUCCGGGGGAAGUUGUACGACUGCAAGGGGGACUCGGCCGACCUGCAGGGCUUCAUCCGCCGGUGCAACUCGGUGAAGGUGGACGGCGGCUGGUGGGUUCUGUACGAGCGCGACAACUACAGCGGCUACCAGUACGUCGUGGGCCCGGGGGAGUACAGCGACUACCGCCGCUGGAUGGGCUUCAACGACUGCGUCAGGUCCUGCAGGACCAUCAGAAACGCGCAAGGGCUGUACAAGCUGAAGCUGUUCGACAGGCCGAACUUCGCCGGUCAAUCUUGGGAGCUGACGGAAAACACAAAGUCCAUCCAGGAGAAGUGGGUGAGGCAGGAAGUCCAGUCCUGCAAAGUGCUGGAGGGCUCCUGGAUCUUCUUUGAGCAUCCGAACUUCUGUGGUCGGCAGUACCUGCUGGAGAAAGGGGAGUACCGACACCACUCCGAGUGGGGGGCCGCCAAGCCCACCGUGGGCUCCGCCAGGAUCAUCUUGGAGCUGUGAAAGUCAACCGGUUAACGGCUGUAAUGUGAUGUUAUGCAAAUGCAAUAAACGUGCAACAGAUGUUUAAAUGUGUGCAAAGGUCCAUUAAAAUCUUCUCUUAUCCAUAA
This is a messenger RNA of Gasterosteus aculeatus aculeatus (three-spined stickleback), 677 nucleotides long. Its product is annotated as gamma-crystallin S-1-like. Lineage: Eukaryota; Metazoa; Chordata; Actinopteri; Perciformes; Gasterosteidae. Gene Ontology annotation, biological process: visual perception; lens development in camera-type eye. The record is from RefSeq and is a predicted model, not a curated record. Gene Ontology annotation, molecular function: structural constituent of eye lens.